Molecule: messenger RNA, 1534 nt
Organism: Mytilus californianus (California mussel)
Lineage: Eukaryota; Metazoa; Mollusca; Bivalvia; Mytilida; Mytilidae
Exons: 2
Coding region: 104-718 (204 amino acids)
Source: RefSeq, a predicted model, not a curated record
CACCGGAAACGAAUGAUUGUUUACAUUUCCGGAUAUUCCAAACUGCAGAUCCUGUUAAACAUUAAAAAUUUAGGUUCAAAUUUGCACAUUUAAAGAAUUGAUAAUGCCUCGGCAACUUAGUACCUCACUGAGUGAUCUCAUCCUAGCAAUUUCAGCAUUUUAUGUUGCAAACCAGUUAUAUCGCCACCAUCUUAAGCCAUCUGUUGGACUAAUUAUCCAAGGAAUAGCAGCGUCCAUAGGCAUCCUUAGAUUCAGUAUGGAGAACCCAGAGGGAUCACUAAUUUUCAAGGGUCACAAAUUCUUUUCAUGGUUAGCAGCCACAUUUGGCAUUCCGGCAAUAGCUUUAGGAUUUUGUGGCAUUUACGGAUCAGCUGUCCUAGCAAACAAGAUAAUAAUAUUUGUUGCCAUUGUUGCAGUAUCUUCCUUCUUCCUACCAACAAAUAUGAGACAGCUUACAACUCAAGCCGUCAGUGGAUUCGCAAUGUUGACAAUCCUCCUGCUGUGUUUUAUGUAUAGAAAUUGGUAUGGUCUCGGUGCUGCAGUAUUGUAUGUUGUUUCUGGAUUGAUUGGCGGUUCAGAAGGACAGAUAGGACCAUGUUACAAAGUAGAUAUCCUUCACUAUGGUCUUGUUAUUGGAAAUUUUAUGUUUUGGUACUCAUUUCCAACAGUAGAUCCACCACCCAGUAGCAAUACAAAACAUUAUUUGCAAAAUUUUUGAAGUUCAUACUAUAAUUUUACAGCCUUAUUUCCAAUUGUUUUUGAUUUUUUUUUUACCAUUAAUUUUGUUAUUCAAGCUUUUAUAUACUAAUUGAGAAUGGUAUGCAUUGUAUUGAUACUUAAUCCAAUGAAAAAUAUAAGUAUUUUUUUUUUCAGAUAUAUCAUGGAUACUUAUGCUGAGUUCAAUUAUAAGAUUUAAAAAUGAAUUUUAUAUAAACUAUUUUUUCUACAAUUUUGUAAUUCAGGAUGUGACUAUACUUUUUCCAAUAGAUUUGCAUGUGAUUGAAAAAAGGAUUUAGAGUGAAAGGUAUUUUAUUCAGUAUUUGUCGAUCCAACAUUUAGGUUCUGGUCGUUUGUUAAUGUUUUUUAAGACAUCAAUAACUUUGUCAAAACUCAAUGAAAUUUUACAAAAUAUGGACAGAAGCUUUUUUAUGAUCAAAAUACUGUAUCCACAGCAAAAUUUGGAUUUUUUUGAAUUUUACUGAUGAAAGGACUUUAUACAUGUAGUUGGCAGUUGACAUUUAAAUAAGUGUGGAUUUAAGUAUUUAAGAUAUCAAUUAUUUUGUCAAACAAUCAAUGAAACUUUGGCAGAAGCUUUUUUUAUGACUAAGAGAUAAUGUCUGAAUCUAAGUUUUUGAAAUAUUUUUUUUUUCAUUUUUCAGUAUUUUACUAAUAAAUGGAUAUAUGUUUUGCAAUUAACAUUUACUUUCAGUCUAGGAUUAAGUAUUUUUUACAUCAAAACUUUAUGAAACUUUCAUUGAAUGUUAUGAAACUAAACCAGAAGCUUCCAAGAUCUAAAAAUACACAUGUAGCAAUU